This is a messenger RNA of Panicum virgatum (switchgrass), 646 nucleotides long. RefSeq lists its product as uncharacterized. Lineage: Eukaryota; Viridiplantae; Streptophyta; Magnoliopsida; Poales; Poaceae. Bases 171 to 488 code for a protein of 105 amino acids. The transcript has 4 exons. The record is from RefSeq and is a predicted model, not a curated record.
GAGCUCCCUGCACUACAAAUACUACAAGGCUCACAGACAGCAAUAUGCUAUCUUCCUCCUGCCGGUUCCGUUUCAAAAACAAUAUGCUGUCUUGUGCUCUUUCUAGCUAAUCUUGAAGUGUCUGCCAUUAAUCCAUCGUGAACUUGAGCUGCGAGGUAGGCAGUGAGAUCAUGGGAAACAACGUCACUGGACAACAAGAAGAGACCGCUAACAAAGUCGACAAAACCAUUGAGCCUCCACAUGGUUCACCUGCUCUCAACAGCACAAACAGUGAAACAAACAAUGAGAAGCAUGGCACUGAGGAUGUCAACUUGUCAAAGUCCUCGAAGGAUCCCAUCACUACCAUUGCUGAAGAUAAGCAGGUGGCCUCGUAUCAAAAUAGUUCAUCAGAUAAGAUUGAAGCCUUAGAUGAGAAAAACAGGGGCUCAAUUCAGGAUAUUGCAUCAACACAAGAAGAUGAUCAGAGUAGUAACUUACCAAAAGGUUAGUUCAGUUCUUCAAUUCAGCUUCUAGCUAGCUUGGUAACUUUACCAUUGUUGUGGACACCAUCUUCGGCAAGAAGUACCAGCGCAGGGGCAAGGCCAAGGCGUCCACAACAGUUUAGCCAUAAUUCUUUUGUUUUCAGUUUGUUAGGCUAAAACUUAGG